Pseudocercospora fijiensis CIRAD86 is the source of this 983-nucleotide messenger RNA. RefSeq lists its product as uncharacterized. Bases 143 to 661 code for a protein of 172 amino acids. The record is from RefSeq and is a predicted model, not a curated record. NCBI's taxonomy places the organism in Eukaryota, Fungi, Ascomycota, Dothideomycetes, Mycosphaerellales, Mycosphaerellaceae. The transcript is spliced from 2 exons. Gene Ontology annotation, molecular function: zinc ion binding; protein binding.
CGCCAGUAUCAGGCACGCGACCUGAGCAUCGCCGUUAUCAGGCUAGCCCAGCGUCUGAGACUACCAGCCUCGCCCCACGACUCAUACCCGGCACGGGCAUCAUUUUAUUCCCACAUCACAUCACCCAUCACUUCCGCCCAACAUGCGCUCCAACAGCAUCAGCUCCAUCUCGUCCCUCUCCAGCCGAGCCUCGUCAGCCGAGCCGGAGCCGACUAUGCAGAUCUUUGUCAAGAAUGUCGCCGGUGACACAUUCCCCAUCACUAUCCCCGAGUCCACCACCGUCGGCACCCUCCGCUCCCUGGUCGCCCUCCGAACCAACACACCCGAAGCCAAGCUCCGUGUGACGCAUGCAGGGAGCCACCUUAGCGAUCUGACCGCUACACUCUCAUCCUACAAUGUGACCCGAGAGUCCACACUGCACAUGGCCCUGCCAAUCCGUGGCGGCGCACCCAAGAAGAUCCGCUGCAAUUUCAAGGAUUGCAAAGACGCCGCCCAGCGCAUCGUCGGUGACUGCGGUUUCUGCCAAGGUCACUUCUGCGGCAGGCACCGCAUGUUGGAAAGUCACAACUGUACCGGUCUUGAAGACUGCAAGCAGGAGGAGAAGGACCGCAACAAGGCCAAGCUCGAGAGCGAACGGACUGUCGCUAUCAAGGGUAUCUAGGAUCGCUCUUUGCAGCAGUGAUCGGUGGGUUUGCAGAUUUUACUUCACAGCGAGCGUCUGGUUUCAGCACUUGCAUUUGUAUUGCAUACAUUGAGGACAUCGUGUGAGCAGGCUUCGUGGAACAGGCACGCGAGCUGAUGGGAGGAUUAAUACCAUGGCUUAGAUGGGUUAUGGCAAGGUUCUGGCUUUUUGGGCAUUAGCGGAGUAGGCGGGAUGGGAUGGUCUGGACUUGGGGCUUUCGGGAUUGUUCAGCCAUGAGCGAGGCGUAAUGUUUUGGUCAGGCUUCUUCAUACAUGCGUACAGAGAGCUCGAUGAGCAUAUU